UCUGUCCCAUCUACCAGUCUGAUCGUCAUACGGGUUGCGCGAUGGCUAGAACCGAAAGGGAUAAACAUUAAAACAACUAGCCUGGGCCAAGGCCGUUCCCGGGUAUUGCCCCAAAGCCAUCUCACGCUCUUCUUCGAUCUUCGAUCGAUUUUACUCUCUCCUCCACUCUUCAAAUAAUUCUACUCCCCUUGUUCUUUUGCACCCGAAAAGUGACAGCAAAGAGAUAUGCCAACUGCCAAGGUCAUUCUCGAAAAUGUCUUUGGCAUGCUGGGUAUCAUCUUCUGGAGCUUCCAGCUAUUGCCCCAGAUCAUAGACAACUAUAAGGCCAAGACGACCAAGGGACUUUCGCCCAUCAUGUUCCUGCUCUGGACACUGGCCGCACUCGGUUUUGGAUCAUACAGCAUUGUCGAGGAUCUGUCUGUCCCUAUCAUUAUCCAGCCCCAUGUCUUUGGUCUGUUCUCGACCAUCUGCUUUUUGCAGUGCUUGUAUUAUGACCGAAAAGCACGCUGGUCGAUGAACCAUACCAUCCUGAUUAGUUUUCUGUUGCUUAUUUCUCUGGCUGGCAUGGAGGUCGGGGCGUACUAUGGCACACGAGCGGGCCUGCGGCAUAGCGUUCCUGGGACGAUCCACGCCGCCGGAAUUAUCCCUGUGGUCCUACUCGGUUUGGGAUUCCUUCCCCAAUAUGUUAAUUUUUUGCAACACCACACCGUCCAAGGCGUGAGCAUGGUCUUUAUUUCCGCCGAUGCCGCUGGCUCGGUCUUCUCGCUUAUCAGUCUGGCCUUUCGUGAGGCCUUCGAUCUGUUGGCAGCCCUGAACUAUGUGAUCGUCCUCGUCUGCGAUCUCAUAGUCAUUGGAUUCUACAUUUACUACAACAGAUUCAAAGGGCCAACACAAACCCCUACGGACGAUGGCGAGCAGCGAACUUGAAUCCAUAUGCACUACAACGCACUCUAUUGUCUGUCGUUGCGGACACUCUCCACUCGUCCUUGUACUUGUAUUCACACUGAACAAAAUUACAUAUUACUAGACCAUACCACUAGACUAUAUCACUAGACUAUACCACUGUCGCAAGUUCUUGGGUUUAAAGGGUAUAUUUAAAGAAGAGUC
This is a messenger RNA of Gamsiella multidivaricata, 1107 nucleotides long. RefSeq names its product PQ loop repeat-domain-containing protein. Bases 226 to 927 code for a protein of 233 amino acids. Lineage: Eukaryota; Fungi; Mortierellomycota; Mortierellomycetes; Mortierellales; Mortierellaceae. The transcript is spliced from 2 exons. The record is from RefSeq and is a predicted model, not a curated record.